Clonostachys rhizophaga is the source of this 948-nucleotide messenger RNA. Lineage: Eukaryota; Fungi; Ascomycota; Sordariomycetes; Hypocreales; Bionectriaceae. The record is from the annotation of a GenBank genome assembly.
AUGAUCGCCACCAAAGUGCUCACUCUGCUGACCAGCGCGUUGCUGGUCCAGGCCGGCUGCUACCGUGGCUACACCUCGCCAUUCUCAUUUGACCUGGGCACGGAAAAACAUGCUGAUUGGAUGGGCGGCAUACCUGAUGACAGCUUUCUCACCUCUCUGUCCAUUCCGGGCACACACGACACGAUGACAUACAGCGUCCGCGACCAAGUCCGGCAGUGCCACAACAGAAAUCUCACCGUGCAGCUCAACUCGGGCGUGCGCUAUCUGGACAUCAGAGGCCGGCUUGCAAACAACCUCAUUGAGAUCUACCAUGCCGAGACUUAUACCGGCUACAACUACGAAUAUGUUCUGGUAGAGGUGUUUAAUUUCCUUGAAAAUCACCCCAGCGAGAUAGUCAUCAUUCGCAUGAAGGAGGAGAGCACAGCCAUCAACUCGACCGUCUCUUACGAGGACGCAUUCCUGUAUUACCUUUGGAACAACACAGCCACGGCAAAGGGUGCGCAAAAGCAUUACUACCUCCUCCCAGAGGGUGAAUCAUACGCACCCAUCCCACGUUUAGGCGAUCUUCGUGGAAAGGUCUUCUUUUUGCAGAACUUUCCUUCGAGCGUGGCAGGCCGCUAUGGAAUCGGCUGGGAAACGUCCGACAUGAUCCUCCAAGACCUCUACGAGAUUGAGAAUGUCGACGCGCUGUGGAAAAAAUGGGAUGCUAUCGAGGCCUCGCUUAUCGAGGCGGCAACCACAGCAGACGAUAACCGAGCCUUGUUCCUGUCACAUCUGAGUGCUUCAGUCGGCGUUUUGCCCAUCGAAGCUGCCGCUGGUCCACUCAACCGCACCGUUGUUGGCAUGAAUGAUGAGACGGGCGAAUGGCUAACCGAGACGGUUAAAGAGGGUCAGGAGCUUAUCGAUGCGGUGCUGGAGCGGAACAGCCAUCUAUCCCGCGCUGUUUAA